This is a messenger RNA of Haliotis rubra (blacklip abalone), 1088 nucleotides long. Its product is annotated as con-Ins Im1-like. The transcript is spliced from 3 exons. The coding region runs from base 243 to 602 and encodes 119 amino acids. Gene Ontology annotation, cellular component: extracellular region. The record is from RefSeq and is a predicted model, not a curated record. Gene Ontology annotation, molecular function: hormone activity. NCBI's taxonomy places the organism in Eukaryota, Metazoa, Mollusca, Gastropoda, Lepetellida, Haliotidae.
GGACAGUUUUCAUAAUCGAAGGCAGUCAACGUGUUGGCAGGAGAGAAGCUGCACGGGAUGCAAGGGCAGCUUGGACCGCACGUGCGAGAUACCACAAGCGUUAAAUCCUUAGAUACGACUCUUAAUAGACAUCAAAGUGAUCACUGUCUGUAAAACAACGGAAUUCAAAAGUAAAUAAUCGAGUCUGGACCAAACAGUCCAGUGAUCAACAGCCUGAGCAUCGAUCUGCGCAAUUGGGAACUAUGGACAUCGCUAUCGCCGUGUCCUUAGCUCUGGCUCUUUGUCUCGUGUGCGGGGUGUGCCCAGUCAAUGCCUAUUAUGAACACACCUGCUUCCUUGAUGACCGGCAGCCUUCACCCGGCGGUUUGUGUGGCCCACGAGCAUCAGACAUGGUGGACAUGGUGUGUCGAGGUUCUUACGGGCGCAAGAGGAGUGUACGCUUCCUGAACGAUGACCCAUCGUUGGAACCGGUCAAGUUCGCCUCCCCAAAGCGAGAGGCCCUUUCUUACCUGGGAAAGCGGACGAGUGAACAAGGCUUUGUCUGCGAGUGCUGCUACAACAGAUGCUCAUUUACCGAACUGCGUGAAUAUUGUCACGACUAGGCUAUACUAGACGCUAUUACAGCAAACAGUAUGAGGUGGAUAUACAGAUACCAUGGUAACGCUUACAGAUAUCAGUGGCGAUAGACUCAUAUACUGGAAGAUAUGUUCACAUACCACAGCAUUUCCCAACCUUAGGCCAUAAGUUCCAUUGCUCUAAUUGAAUCUGUUGGACAUAAGUGUUUAAACACAGCUAAGCGUGAAUUAUUGUAGGGGUCAGUCGUACACUGUUAAGUUCAUAUUUCCAUUGAAAACCGUCUUGUCACUUAGGAAACACUGUGGUAUGUCUGGUAUAAUUACCUUGCCCUUAUCGUCACUUACACUGUCAAUGACGUCAUUAAUCCACUGCUUCAAAGUGGUUAUGUCUGACGAUUUCUGAAGCUUGAUCAGUGCCUUCGAACAACAUGAGGCCUUGCACCGUUUCUCUUUUUACAUAGUGUAAUAACACAAUACUUGGUUAUUAUAUAUGAAUAAAAUGGAUGAAUAACA